AGCGCCAGUCGCUCCGCAUUUUAUCAUUCGUGUAUCGAGAGACCGGCAACAACGAGGUGUGACGCAUUGAUAUAAUCUGACCGUCUUUACGGAAAAUUAUUCGUAAAGUCGGACGCGUCAUGGGAGAUUCACGAUGUGCGGUGUGAUAAAGACACGAUCGUAAGUUGGCGGGACCAUCAUUUUUCCUGGAAUCAAAGCGGCUUCAAUAAAAGUGGAAGGACUGCCUUGGUUUAUCUCUCAAUGAUACUUCUGCUCGAUUUAAUCACUCUCGUUAAUAUUACUCGAUAUUAAUGAUCGAAGUUCGACACGAAAAUCUGUCGGAAAUUGUAAAGGGACACCGUUAUUACUUAAAAUGAAUGGGCCUUCCGGUGAUUGCAACGUGCAACCGACGCAGGAGAUCAAGGUCUAUAAGAAGCGAUGGCUGAUCCUCACACUCUUUGUGGUGUACAGCGCUAGCAAUGCCAUGCAAUGGAUUGAAUAUAGUAUUAUUACGAACAUUAUAGCGAAAUAUUAUAACGUCUCGGAAUAUGUAGUGGACAUGACGAGUAUGAUAUACAUGAUAACGUACAUACCGUUGAUAUUCCCAGCCAGUUAUCUACUUGAUAAUUUCGGUCUCAGGUGCACGGUGAUUGUCGGAGCGCUUGGAACCGCUAUAGGUUCUUGGUUAAAAGUGUUUAGCAUAGCCCCCGAUCGCUUUUGGAUCACAUUCAUCGGUCAGACUGUGGUAGCGAUCAGUCAAACCUGUAUUUUGUCUAUUCCUGCUCGGUUAGCCGCGGUAUGGUUUGGAGACAACGAAGUUAGUCGAGCUUGUGGCAUUGGUGUCUUCGGCAAUCAGUUGGGUAUAGCUAUCGGUUUCUUAUUUCCACCAAUGUUAGUGCCGAAGAAGGACUCCUGUGAAAUCGAAAGGGGGCUUCAACGUAUGUUCUAUAGCGUCGCGGCUAUCACGUCGAUCAUACUAGUCCUCAUAUUAAUUUUAUUCAAGUCGGCACCGCCUUUACCACCAAGCUCCGCUCAGGUUGUGCAAAGAGAAAAAUCCGAAAACAAUAAGGACGUGAAGAAAUUUUUUAACUCUCUCGCAAGAUUGUACUCGAAUCGUGGCUAUCUGCUGCUUUUAAUCAGUUACGGCAUUAACGUCGGUAUCUUUUACGCUAUCAGCACCCUCUUAAAUCGACUCGUCACUAAAGAAUACCAAGACAGUGAAGAGGAUGCAGGUCGAAUCGGCUUAACAAUAGUUUGCGCCGGAAUGGUUGGCUCUAUUGUCUGCGGUAUUCUAUUAGACAAAACACAUAAAUUCUGGUUGACGACAGUAGGAGUGUAUAUUUGUUCUUUGAUUGGUAUGAUAAUCUUUACUUUCACACUGGAUGUGAAGAUAUACGUUGUCUACAUCACGGCUGGUCUUUUAGGCUUUUUCAUGACCGGCUAUCUACCGGUCGGCUUCGAACUCGCUGCAGAGCUUACAUUCCCGGAGCCCGAAGGAACGUCCACCGGUCUACUGAAUGCCGUUGUGCAACUGUUCGGCAUCGCCUUCACUCCGCUCUAUCGCUACCUACUUAGCAUUUGGGAAGAUUUUUGGGCGAACGUCGCACUGUGCUGCAUUCUCGCAAUUGGCGUUUUGCUUACGACUUUGAUACCGAACGAUCUGAGACGUCAGAAAGCGAAGGCUUGAAAGUUUGUGCAAUCACUUAGCCAGUAAUAAGCCACAAACUUAUGUGGUUCGAAGGAGUAGUUUUUGUCUCGACAAUACUUCCUAUAAAUCUAUUAUCCUAGUCCAAUUACCGUGUGCCAGAAGUACCGUUUCUCUGAGCCACGUAUAUAUUUAUUCGAAAAAGGUAUAUCUUUUUCAAAAUUAAAUGGAUUAGUAGGGGUCCUAAAAGAAUAAUCAGAUAGUAUGAGUAUAAUAGACGUUUACCUCGCAGGACUUUUAGAUUUUUACAGUAAUAGAGACAUAUUUAACACUGAAUACCAAAAUGCCUAAUGUUGAGAGUUCGUAGAAAGAUUUAAAG
This is a messenger RNA of Cyphomyrmex costatus, 2003 nucleotides long. RefSeq lists its product as uncharacterized. Gene Ontology annotation, molecular function: heme transmembrane transporter activity; heme binding. The coding region runs from base 353 to 1666 and encodes 437 amino acids. The transcript has 9 exons. NCBI's taxonomy places the organism in Eukaryota, Metazoa, Arthropoda, Insecta, Hymenoptera, Formicidae. Gene Ontology annotation, cellular component: membrane. Gene Ontology annotation, biological process: transmembrane transport; heme export. The record is from RefSeq and is a predicted model, not a curated record.